This is a messenger RNA of Lytechinus pictus (painted urchin), 3166 nucleotides long. Its product is annotated as tenascin-N-like. The coding region runs from base 1 to 2262 and encodes 753 amino acids. Gene Ontology annotation, molecular function: protein binding. NCBI's taxonomy places the organism in Eukaryota, Metazoa, Echinodermata, Echinoidea, Temnopleuroida, Toxopneustidae. The transcript has 10 exons. The record is from RefSeq and is a predicted model, not a curated record.
AUGACACCAACCAAUGUGGUUUACCAGGUUAACUCGAAUUCCUUCACUGUAUCAUGGUCACCCCCAUCAAACCCGCCAUUCCAGCCGACUGGUUACCUAGUACAAUAUAGGGUAGGUGGAGUGGAUGGAGGAGAUGUUACAGCAAGUGACGUAACAUCCAUUACAUUCCAAAGCACUGCUCCUGAUGCUAACAGCGUCUUGGUUGCUACUUUGUUCACUGGUUCAAAAGAGCUUGGUGCUGAGGACAUCGCUUUGGCUGUCGAGACUCAGUCGGCACCGGACUCCUCGUAUUAUCAGAUUCACUUGUUGAACUUCAUCACUUUAUCCUGGUCAACCCCGCAAAACCCGACAGGAGUGUUUGGGUAUCUGGUGGGAUAUUCGGUAGGCGGAGUGGCCAACGGCGAAACCAUCUUAGACUAUACAGUGACAACGAUUACAUUUCAAGACAACAACUUACAGGGUAGAAGUGAUAUUGAUCCGAAUAGUGCAUUCGUUGCCCAUUUGGAUUUUAAUCAAGUUGAAAUUCUAAACACUCGGUCUGUAGCGUCUCUGCCCCCUCAGAGUGUGAUACCCUCUCCUCCCGUGCUUGCUACCAUACAACGGACAUCCGACACAAGUUAUACUAUAUCCUGGUCUAGCCCGGGGAACGUCGAUGGAUAUAUCAUCUCAUACGCCGAUGGUGCAGUAGCCAAUUCUCAAGAGCUACCUGCAGAUAGAACAUCCGAACAGAUCCAGAAUAUCCAACCCGAUACGGAUUACACAUUUAACUUGUACAGUCAACGGAAUGGUAUCAGAGCUCAAGCUAGUCUCACUGUACUACCUCCUGUGGUAACACCACCAGACAACAUUAUUUUCACCAUCGAUGACCGUGGUGAGGAUUUCAUCAACAUUGUCUGGAACCAUGACCCGACACAAGGCAUUAUAUCAUAUCACACGACUCUCCUUCGAAAUGAUGGUGUCACCCUAGUACAAGAUGGAGGACUUAUUAGUGCCCCAGCAGGAGCUACGCCUCUUACACAUCGAUUCACUGGACUGGACCCGGGAACACAGUACACCGUUGAUAUUAACAUCGUGGCGAGUGCAAAUCCAACUACCGAAAUUGACUUUGCAAGUGAUUUGGCUUUUACAAGGCCUAAACCACCAAACAACGUACUCCUGUAUCCGCUCAGCCCCACUACCAUCUUGUUUACAUGGGAACGUUCCCUUCCACCAAAUGACUUCUUUAUUGACUACUUGGUGUCUGCUUCCAAUACGGAUCUGGGUUUUUCUGUACAGAAUGUCCUACCCCAAGGCGCUACCAGUAAUGCUAUACGUGGUCUUCAACCAGCUACUAGCUAUGACCUGAGCGUUCUUACCAAUAUUGAACCUGCUACAAGCAACUUCCCUGGAUUCACCGUUGUGCCGCCAACUGCUGUUGCUGGAACUGUGAAUAUUGGGGCUGUUACAGCUCAAGAACUGGAGGUACUCUGGUCGACUGAUGGCAUCGCUGCCGACUCCUUCAAAGUUAUUUUGUUCAGUGAGGAUGGCUUACAGCAAUAUGAACAAAGUGUCCCUGCUGGAACCACAUCUGUGCUAUUUGAGAACUUGACACCGGACACCCCGUACAUUGCUGUUGUUGAAGCUAUCGUUAGAAAUGUACUGACGAAUACAGAUCAAGCUUCCGUUGUUGGAUCAGAUGACGCAACAACCAAUAUCCUACCAGGUACUAAUAGCGUUACUGUGGACAGCAUAACUGGAAAUUCAGCAACACUCUCAUGGACUUUUAACCAGGCAGCCACAGACUACUUAAUCUCUUACAUCAGUGCUGAUGGUGCACAUACUGGUUUGUUUAACCCAGACGGGAACGGCAACACAGUUGUCGUUGUGCCUGGGCUUCAACCACAGACAACAUACACAUUCUCAGUGCUAGGAACAGACGGCACAAAUACAUUUAACGUCGGAUCAGCUGUAGGUACAACAGGUUUGGAUACGACGGUAACAUUGGAUUCAGUUACAGAGAACACGGUUACACUUUCCUGGACAGCGAUAGAUGGUAGUACUUUUUACCAGGUUUUAUACAGGCCUACUGGCUCGACUCAACCGGAACAACAAACGAUAGUUUCUAAUGGACCUCAAAACACCCAAACCACACUAACUGGACUCACACCAGCUACAAUGUAUGAUGUUCGAGUUGUGGCUUUCCCGGGAGGUGCACCAUUGGAAGUUGGAAGCAUCACGCAAACAACAGAUUUCCAGAUCUUCUCUCAACAUGCUCGGUCUUGAACAAAACGAGGAUUCAUCCAUCAUUAGUCCAGAGGCUUGUCUUACAAAGAGUUGCUAUUGAUCCAAUCAACCACAACUAUGAAAAACCAGCAACCCCAAGAUCUAACAUGCAUAUGUCUGUCAAAAACGUUUUAUAAAUAGGUAUAUUCAUGCAUGCUUCAUUAUCUUCACAGUCCAGGGGCCCGUAACACAAAACUUAACAAUGAUUAUAGAACAUUUUUCUACAAUUAAUUUCAUUGACCACAAUUUACAAUCCAUCGUGAGAAUCAAGCGUACAAUCAAUCGCCAACCUUUGUGUUACGGCAGCCUUUUGUGCUUCUCUUUGUUUACAAAGGAACAUUGAGCAAAUUACCUGGAUGAAAAAUUAUGAUAUUGGUUUAUUUCUAAAGUUGAGGUUGAUCAGAUCAAUCACAGCUCUUUGUAAGAUAGGACCCAGGAGCUUAUUUCUUAGCAGACUUUUGCAUCCUUGAGAAAUUUACCUUGCUACUUGUGGGAUUGACUACCAUUUUCAACCUUCUGAAGCUUUUCAUGACAUGUUGAUGAGUGGGAGGCCAACUUCAAUCUGAUGGGGAGGGAUGGGAAAGUCCAUUGGCUCUCUUUUCUCAUAGGAUACUCAAUAGUUUCUGUAGUUUCAAUGAGUGGUACCUUCAAAGCUUUGCUAGAGAGUUUGAUGAACAAAUUAUCUGUGUCAUCUGCUUACACUGUUUUUUAAAAAUCAUUUUUGAAUUUGUAGAAUUUGAUUGUCUUCGUUCAGAUUUUCUCAUGCCCUUUGAUGUCUCAAUCAUAUUCAUUUUUUAAUGUAAUUACCCUUUACCAAUCUUGUGUUGAAAAAAAAAGGGUUGGCGUGAUUAUCUCUUGAAUGUUUAGGUCAAUUCAAAUAAUUUGAUGAGCGCAGGUGAAUGAC